Molecule: messenger RNA, 4787 nt
Organism: Drosophila eugracilis
Lineage: Eukaryota; Metazoa; Arthropoda; Insecta; Diptera; Drosophilidae
Gene: kek3
Molecular function (GO): protein binding
Source: RefSeq, a predicted model, not a curated record
GUACCCUCGAGCAACAUUUUUUUUUUGUUUCUAUUCAUAUUUAAAACUUUUCUCAGAAUGCUUGAUGCAUCUGACAAAAAAUAUGAUACUUUUUUCAUAAAUUAAAGAAUCAUUUCUCCCUCAUUUAUAACAAUAACAGAAGUCUGUCGACGACCUCGACACUCCUAAAAAAUGCUCAUGUGCUCUCGCCCUGAAAUGGGAAAAAUGAAAUAAAUUUCAUUGCAUAAUUCAUGGGCCACAGGGGAUCGGGGGUGUUGGUGUUGGGGUAAGACAGCCCCAGCCGCUUGCCAUUUUGUAUGGUCAUAAAUCUUUUGGCAUAUGGGCUGCCAUUUCCCAUCAUCAUCAUCAGCAGAAACGGAAAAGAAAUGUGAAAUCCGAAUAAAGCGCACACGAAAAAUAUUUUUAAAAAUUAAAUUUUUAUUGUUCUCCCUUAUCGUUAGCCAAAUGCCCAUAAACAAUUCAUCAGAAAGCGAGCAAACAAACGAAAACAAACAACAGAUAUUGUUUACAAUUGCCUAAAAGGGCACGAGACAACGAAAUAAAAUAGUUUGCAUAUUCAUUCCAUGACAAGUGGCUAAAACAAUAAGCACAAAACGUUUUAAAACUCUCUCUCGAAAUACAAACAAUGAACGGCAACAGCAGCAAUAUCAACGCCAGCAACAUCAAGUGCAGCAGCAACAGCAACAGCAACAGCACGGCUGCAAUAUCAACAUCGUCAGGAGGAGCAGGUCCAGUCACUCGGUCAUCAACGGGAGCAACAACGAUGGCAACAACUAUGUUCUAUGGCUAAUACAAAAGCUACAAACAACAAAUCGCCCAACAACAACUAAGCCAAAAGUUCGCCAAAGCAUUUGAUGCUAAAACAACAAGGAAAACAACAAAAACAUCACAAACAUCAGCAGCAGCAGCAGCCACAUCAACAUUGGCUACACUUUUACGAGUUGCCAACUACCUUGUACAACGAAUUUUUAUUAUUGCAAAAGGCUUAAGGCGGCACAUUGACGGGAUCGGCAUACUCAUCCGGAAUCAUUCUAGUCCGAGUAUGCAAUGGCAGCGGGAAGAGCAGCCGCGACGCUGGAGGCUCCGGGUCCGCCCAGCGGUCAAGACAUAGCCAGCGACAACAGCGCCCAGCGGCGAACGCUGGCAACGAAGGUGCGGCGAAAAGGGCCACGCCCACAGCGGCGCCUGCAUCCGCCUUUGCGUCCCCGCCUGCCGCUCCAUGGGCACCUGCUACUGUGGCUGCUGUGCUGCUGCUGCCAACUGGGCCAGCUGAGGGCCGAGUGCCCGGCGGUGUGCGAGUGCAAGUGGAAGAGCGGCAAGGAGUCCGUCUUGUGCCUUAACGCCAACCUAACUCACAUCCCACAACCGCUAGACGCGGGCACCCAGCUGCUGGAUCUAAGCGGUAAUGAGAUCCAAUCGAUACCGGACGACAGCUUUGCAGCGGCCCAGUUGCUCAACCUGCAAAAGGUUUACUUGGCCAGGUGUCACCUCCGACUGAUCGAGCGUCAUGCCUUUCGCAAGCUGAUAAACCUGGUGGAGUUGGAUUUGAGCCAGAAUCUUCUCUCGGCAAUACCUUCGCUGGCCCUCUACCAUGUCUCGGAGCUAAGGGAAUUGCGGCUCAGUGGCAAUCCCAUACUGAGAGUACCGGAUGAUGCUUUCGGUCAUGUCCCACAACUGGUGAAGCUUGAAUUGAGCGACUGCCGGCUAUCGCAUAUUGCGGUGCGGGCCUUUGCCGGACUGGAAAGCAGUCUAGAAUGGUUGAAACUGGACGGGAAUCGGUUAAGCGAGGUUAGGAGUGGCACCAUUACCUCGCUGGCCUCACUUCAUGGCCUGGAACUGGCCCGCAAUGCCUGGAACUGCAGCUGUUCCUUAAGACCUUUAAGAGCCUGGAUGCUACAGCAGAAUAUACCAAGCGGCAUACCGCCAACCUGUGAGUCCCCUCCAAGAUUGUCUGGCAGAGCGUGGGAUAAACUCGAUGUGGAUGACUUUGCCUGCGUUCCACAGAUCGUGGCCACAGACACAACGGCCCAUGGAGUGGAGGGAAGGAACAUAACUAUGAGCUGUUAUGUGGAAGGAGUGCCACAACCUGCUGUCAAGUGGCUGCUGAAAAACCGAUUGAUAGCCAAUCUAAGUGCUGGCGGAGAUGGGGACUCCGACUCGGAACCUAGGACUGCAGCAGCUACUCAGGGAAGGAAGACCUAUGUGGUCAAUAUGCUGAGGAAUGCCUCGAACUUGACCAUUCUCACGGCCGACAUGCAAGAUGCAGGGAUCUAUACAUGCGCGGCGGAAAAUAAGGCUGGAAAAGUAGAGGCCAGUGUAACUUUGGCUGUAUCACGGCGACCACCGGAAGCUCCGUGGGGCGUCAGGAUAAUCCUCCUUGGCGUUAUAGCCGCAUUACUCUUGGUCGGAGGAUCGUCCUUUGCGGCCAUUUGUUUGUGUUCCCUGCAAAGGCGACGAAAGCUGCGACUCUGGAACUCUGUACCGCCUGUGAGGAGAAGUGAGAGUUACGAAAAGAUCGAGAUGACGGCCAGGACGAGACCGGAUCUGGGCGGUGGAGCCAGUUGUGGCGGGGGCAGUGCAACGGGCGCCGGACUUUUUCACGAUGCCGAGGAACAAGGCUACUUGCGGGCAGCUCACACCCCUCUUAAUGACAAUGAUGCGGGACAGGUGGCGGCCAUUGUGAAUCCGAGUGCAGGAAGUGCCCAGCGGAGAAACGGUGACUACCUGCACGUGUCUACCCACUGCGACGACGACGAGGAGGAGCAGCAGCAGCUGCAUCACCAUCCACAGCACCAGUCAGGGAAUCAGCACCACCCACAUCCCAAUCAGCAGCAGCAGAGGAAGGGUUCCCAGGGCCAUGUUGCCUCCGCAUCCGGGGCGAAUAAUUCAGCACCGAUGGAGGAAACGGAUCUGCACAUACCGCGCCUCAUCGACAUCGGCGGUACGGAUUCUGCCUCGAGUUCUAUCUCCAGCCAGGUGGAUGCCGCUGCACGCUUAGCGGGCUAUGCCGGACACACCUGGAAGACCACACCCAUUGCCACCACCAAGAUUAAUUCGCCGCACAGCAAACCGGCCACCUCUGCGGCAUCGUCGUCACUGAAUCCUCCUGGCACGUCGACGGCCUACGCCCACUAUGGCAAUCAUCCGCCGGACGAGAUGGCUAAAUCAGUGUUCUGCAGCGAAGGGCAGGAGAGCGAUCUCUUCGAUAGCAACUAUCCGGAUCUGCUGGACAUAGCUAAGUACGCGGUGGCUCAGGCGCAACAGGAAGGUCGGGGGCAGGGCUACGGCCAGGUCACCCCCACUCCGAACGGCGGUCUGUGCACCCUGCCCCGAAAACUGAAGACCAGUGGGAAGUACUUCCGCAACUCGUCGGACAGUCAAUCGCCCCUGCUGGCGGAUAACUCCAGCAAAUACGGGAGUAGCACCCUGGGCGACGGAAGUUUUCUAAACGAAGCCAUGGGUCUGGGUCGGAGAUAUUCGGCUGAGUCAAGUUAUGCGAACUAUUCGAGCACGGCCACUUAUACGGGCGGUGGCCAGCGGGCUAAUAGUUUCCUAAAUCUGGUGCAAAGUGGUGCCCACAAGGGCAAUCUGAUGCCGGGUCAUCUGGGCCAAAAACCCAGCCUGCCCUCUAGUCCUGUGCAGCAUCAGCGGUCCCUAUCAAGUGCAGCCACUCCCCUUCUGGACUUCUCUGCCCUAGCUUCACGGGCCGCCGGCGCAGCCAAUUCCUCGGUGGCUGCCUAUGAUUACCAUGCUGCUCAGUUGGAGCGGUUUCUGGAGGAGUACCGCAACCUGCAGGAUCAGCUGUGCAAGAUGAAGGAAACCUGCGAUACGAUCCGUAAAAAGGAGACUCCACUGCGAGUGGCCAUUGGCCAGUCGGCUGCCCAGCUAGCGGAUCCCGUGAUGUACAGUGCAGCCUCGCAUAGUUCCAAACCGCCGGCGGCGAGCAAUCUAAAGGCCAAGACCCUGCUCCCGGGACAACCACCAGAUCCACCACCCUACUGGUUGCACCGCAACGCCAUGUUGAAGCGGUUGAACGGAGAUGGCAGUGGCGGGGCGAAUGGGUCAGGUGGAUCCCCAGCCUCCCCACAGCCCGGACAGGAUAUUUUCAAGAGCUAAUCGCAAUCGUGUACAGCCGGAGGAUUGAGUGAUGGGAGCAGAAGGAAAAUCGAGUGUCUUCGGCACGCCGAAGAUGGCAUAAGUUUGCAAGAACUUAAAGAAUGGAUUAUUCAUGAUAAAAAUAUGAAAAUUGGGGAAAUAUAUUAAAAUAAAACUUAGUUAUUGCAAGCUCCUGCCCGUCGAUCUAAAUGCAUUUGUCUGGAUAGUUAGUUAGGACUAGGUAGCUGGAGGACAUUCAACUGGUUCGAUACCCAGCCCCUCUGUUGUAUUAUAGAAACACUUUUCCACUCUUUAUACUCGCUACUAUGCAAUAUUAAACACUAUCCCGAAAAGCGGAGGACAUAACAACAUAAGACAUUGUAAGUGUAUAGGCAGCAAAACCCUUAGCAAAAAAAGACACUAUCUCGAACACAACCUAUCGGAACCCAAUCCUAAAACCCCCAAAAAAGCUCUCGUGUUAGUCUAACUACAAGUGUUUUUGUACUUUAAGCGAUCUCAAUAUAAACAAGGAUAAUAUAGAUGACCUUAAAUAUCAUAAGUAUGAGUUGGCACAGACUGCAGAUCGAUAGAUUGACGUAUUGUUUGAUUGUUAGAUGUUUGUUUUUCAGUUCCGCAGUUCAGGUCACAAAUUGUAAGCCAAUUAGAUCCAAACUCUAAAUUGUAAUUUACAA